Molecule: messenger RNA, 1592 nt
Organism: Fukomys damarensis (Damara mole-rat)
Lineage: Eukaryota; Metazoa; Chordata; Mammalia; Rodentia; Bathyergidae
Gene: Henmt1
Product: HEN methyltransferase 1
Exons: 8
Coding region: 339-1514 (391 amino acids)
Biological process (GO): piRNA processing; siRNA processing; RNA methylation
Cellular component (GO): cytoplasm; nucleus
Molecular function (GO): O-methyltransferase activity; RNA methyltransferase activity
Source: RefSeq, a predicted model, not a curated record
GCUCCGCCUCUCUCCUCGGCGCGCCGCGUGCGCAGGGGUGGGGCUGCUGCCUUGGGAGACGCUAACGCGCUUCGAGAUCCGACCUGGGAGCGGCUAGAAGCCGCUGCUUGACGCGCUGCCCACGCUUCAGGCUGAGUUGCGGUCCGUUGAACCCCUUUGUGCCGCAGAACCGCGAUCUAGAGUCGUCAGUGUGAGUGAACCGGGUCGAUGUUGCAGCGCGAAGAACACUCGCUGUUUCCUGUUGAUGACGUUUAAAAGACCUAGUCGCUCCUGAUUUUCUGAUACAGAGCUUGAGGGACAUAUCUGAGUUCUUUGUCUCAAGGAGACUGGGAGAUAAAAUGGAAGAAAAGAACAUGCAGUGCGAUAGUGUGGUUGAUGAUAAUUUUGAAGAAGUUUGCCCAGAGAAGGUAAUUAAGUUUAAACCUCCGUUAUACAAACAGCGAUACCAGUUUGUGAGAGAUUUAGUGGGUAGACAUGAACCCAAAAAGGUUGCAGACCUGGGAUGUGGUGAUACUGAGCUUCUAAGGUUGCUAAAAAUCUACCCAUGCAUUCAACUGCUUGUUGGAGUAGAUAUCGAUGAGGAAAAAUUACAAUCAAAUGGACAUCAUUUGUCUCCCUUUUUGGGGGAGUUUGUAAAACCCCGGGAUCUGGAUUUGACAGUUACCUUGUAUCACGGCUCUGUUGUGGAAAGAGACUCUCGUUUGCUUGGAUUUGACUUGAUAACGUGCAUUGAGUUAAUAGAGCAUUUGGAUUCAGACCAUCUGGCCAGAUUUCCUGAAGUGGUGUUUGGGUACCUGUCUCCAGCCAUGAUUGUCAUCAGCACACCAAAUUCUGAAUUCAACCCCCUGUUUCCCAUAGUGACUCUAAGGGAUGCAGACCAUAAAUUUGAGUGGAACAGAAUGGAGUUUCAGACGUGGGCUUUACAAGUGGCAAAUCGCUACAAUUACUCUGUGGAGUUUACUGGAGUAGGCAAACCGCCAGCUGGUGCGGAGCAUGUUGGAUUCUGUACCCAGAUAGGCGUCUUCUGGAGAAACAGCGGGGGGGCACCAGGGCCCUGUGUUUCACAGCAGCACGAUCAGCAUGUUUAUAAAGCUGUUUAUACAGUCUCCUACCCAAGUUUACAGCAGGAAAGGGUGCUCAAAUUUGAACUGGUCAGUGAAGUGUUGUUGCAAGUGGAACGCUUGCGACUGUGGCAUCUGCGAACACUGCGAGAACAGAAGAGGGGAGCGGGGACUGUGCCAAAGGAGCCAUCCGUGGCCCCCAGCCUGAUGUUGGACCUCUUCACAGAGGCCGAAAAAGCCAGGAUAGAGAAUUCUCCCAAGCCCUUCUGUGAAGGGAGUAGGUUUUUCGUCCCCCUGCAGAGACUCCUUGCUUAUCCCAGACUGCACCGCUUGCCUGUGGAUGAAGAGAGGAUGCGAUCGCUUCUUGCCGACUCAGUGUGUUUGAGCAGCGAUGGGUCUGCAGUCAAGGUUGACCUGCGUAAUACUUGGGACUGGGAGCCUGACGAUUACUGAGCCAUCCAAUUCCCCAAAGUUCAAAGUCUCAGUGAGUGACAGUUGAACUCACUUAGAACUUAAUCUGGGUUUUUUUUU